This is a messenger RNA of Nestor notabilis (Kea), 1650 nucleotides long. RefSeq names its product gap junction protein, gamma 1, 45kDa (gene GJC1). The transcript has a single exon. Bases 14 to 1195 code for a protein of 393 amino acids. Lineage: Eukaryota; Metazoa; Chordata; Aves; Psittaciformes; Psittacidae. Gene Ontology annotation, biological process: cell communication. Gene Ontology annotation, cellular component: connexin complex. The record is from RefSeq and is a predicted model, not a curated record.
UUACUUGACCACCAUGAGUUGGAGUUUCCUGACUCGUCUGUUAGAGGAGAUCCACAACCACUCAACCUUUGUCGGCAAAAUCUGGCUGUCAGUGCUGAUUGUAUUUCGGAUUGUACUGACUGCUGUGGGAGGAGAGUCCAUUUAUUACGAUGAACAGAGCAAGUUUGUGUGCAACACGGAGCAGCCUGGCUGUGAGAACGUUUGUUACGAUGCUUUUGCUCCUCUUUCACACGUGAGGUUUUGGGUCUUCCAGAUCAUCCUCGUUGCCACUCCGUCCGUCAUGUACUUGGGCUACGCUAUCCAUAAAAUCGCCCGGAUGGUGGAACACAGCGAAGCCGACAGAAGAAUCAGAAGCAAAAGCUUUUCCAUGCGCUGGAAACAACACCGUGGCUUAGAGGAAACAGAGGAGGACCACGAGGAGGACCCCAUGAUGUACCCAGAAAUCGAGCUGGAAAGCGAACGGGAGAAUAAAGAGCAGCAGACGCCAGGCAAAGCCAAGCACGACGGCAGGCGGCGCAUCCGGGAGGAUGGGCUCAUGAGAAUUUAUGUCCUGCAGCUCCUGGCGAGGACCAUGUUUGAAAUUGGCUUCCUGGUGGGUCAGUAUUUCUUGUAUGGCUUCGAGGUGAGCCCCGUGUUUGUGUGCAGCAGGACGCCGUGCCCGCACAAGAUCGAUUGCUUCAUUUCCAGGCCAACUGAAAAGACCAUUUUCCUGCUUAUAAUGUACGGGGUGAGCUGCAUGUGUUUACUUUUGAAUGUCUGGGAGAUGCUCCAUUUGGGAUUUGGCACUAUCCGGGACACAUUGAAUAACAAGAGGAAAGAGCUGGAAGACUCUGGUACUUAUAACUACCCUUUUACUUGGAAUACACCAUCUGCUCCUCCUGGCUAUAACAUCGCGGUCAAGCCAGAGCAAAUGCAAUACACUGAACUGACCAAUGCCAAAAUGGCCUACAAACAGAACAAAGCCAAUAUAGCUCAGGAACAGCAGUAUGGAAGCAAUGAAGAAAACAUCCCUGCCGACCUGGAAAACCUGCAGAGGGAAAUCAAAGUGGCUCAGGAGCGCCUGGACCUCGCGAUCCAGGCUUACAACAACCAAAACAACCCCAGCAGUUCCAGAGAGAAGAAAUCCAAAGCGGGCUCAAACAAAAGCAGUGCCAGUAGCAAGUCAGGAGAUGGGAAGAGCUCUGUCUGGAUUUAAUGUUGGCUGAGUUUAGAUACUGUGCUUUUUCUCCUAGUUUAUCAUAACCAGCAAGCCCUUGAAUAAUGGCUUCCAUUAAGUAACUAUUUGACUGUGUUUAAUUUCAGGGAUGCCGUUGGCUUGUGAUUCAACCUCUCACAAUGGGGUUAAAUGCAUAUUCUAGGAUUACAGAACUUUAUUCUUCUGUCUUCCAAGUCAGGAGACAAGUACUUAUAUUUAAUCGUUCUCAGUGAAGGGUUUAUGCUGUAUGUACAGUAUUAUAGUACAUUUAUUAUGCACAAUUUUUUGUAUUUGUACACUGGAUCUCUGAUGUUACACUUUUUUAUAUUGCCAAGGAGCAAGCAGUGGGUAGCUGGUAGCAUUUUGCUGGUUUUAUUACUGUGGUCCACAGUUCUCGUCGUCGUUCUUCCUUGAUUUAAACCUAAAACUUUCUAUGCUGCGUUCCAGAAGUGCCU